Messenger RNA from Anisakis simplex (herring worm), 474 nucleotides. The record is from the annotation of a GenBank genome assembly. Lineage: Eukaryota; Metazoa; Nematoda; Chromadorea; Rhabditida; Anisakidae.
AUGCAAUUGAGUUAUCAUACGGUGUGGGGUGUAACGCCAUCGUUGCAUUCUCCGCUGAUGUCAGUGACAAACGCAAUCUCGGGCACUACCGCAGCCGCAGCGUUGUGUGUUAUGGGUGGUGGCUUAUACCCGACCACUCCAUCUCAGACAUUGGCUGCAUCUGCUGCAUUCUUAUCCGCGAUUAAUAUCGGGGGUGGUUUUUUGAUUACGAAGCGAAUGUUGGAUAUGUUUAGAAGACCGACUGAUCCACCAGAAUACAAUUAUCUGUAUUCGAUACCAGCUGGUGUGUUUUUGGGUGCGUACGCAUAUGGAUUUCAACAUGGUUAUCCUGAAAUACAUUCGUUGACGUAUUUGGGGUCAUCAUUAUGUUGUGUUGGUGCUUUAGCUGGUCUUUCUUCUCAGCAUUCGUCUAGACUUGGAAAUACGUUAGGUUGUUAUAUCAUCAUUCAUUAUUUGUUAUUAUUACAUUUGUAG